AAAAGCUAUAAGAAAAUAUGCGGAAACUAACAUCACUGACCGUGUUAACUUUAUGUUUAGGAAUAGGCUUUGCCCAGUUUAAUAAUUUUAAUCAACAAGGAACACCGCAGAUUGGAGUCGGGCAAAAUCAACAGCCAGGUGGUUUUCCCCAAAAUUUUGGACCACGAAAUCAGGGAGGGGGGUUUCAACCUCCUACUCAAGGUGGAUUUCCAAACACUGGCCAACAGCCUGGUGGCUUUCCAACACAGGGUCAACAACCAGGGGGUAAUUUUCCUCCACAAGGUGGGCAGCAGCAACCAGGUGGGUUUCCUCCACAGGGUCAGCAAGCAGGAAAUCAGGGAGGAGGCUUCCCUCAAGGUGGUCAACAACCCGGCGGAUUUCCGAACCAAAAUCAGGGUUUUCCACCUCAGAACCAAGGAGGAUUCCCACCGCAAAAUCAAGGAGGAUUUCCGCCACAGAAUCAAGGAGGUUUUCCGCCUCAGAACCAAGGUGGAUUUCCUCCCCAAGGACAACAAAACGGUCCACAGGUAAACAGACCCGGACUUGGAGGAUUUCAGCCAAAUGCUAUCGGUGGAUUUGGAACCGUUGGGAAUAGAUUUGGAAACCCUUUUAUUCCUGGGAAUGUGAUUGGAGCAAACCUACCGGGGGCAAAUAAUGGAAACACCCAAAAUCAAUUCACAGCCAGCGGGCAGUUGUUUAUGAGUCUUUCGCAGAACCCUAACAACUAUCGUUAUGCUACAUGUUACUUCAACUCGACCGAGAACAGUAUCAGGGGACGGGCCGACUUCAGACAAUUUUUGUUUGGUGACUCGGGUGUGGACAUAAGAAUUCAGCUGGUGGGACUUCCCACCUCACCCGUGGAUACCCAGAGAGGAAUCCACAUCCACGAAUUCGGAGAUAUAGGCGAAAGAUGUUCCCGUGUGGGACCCCACUUCAACCCCACCCAGACCCGCCACGGUGGCCGAAACAGUUACCCAUUCUUGCGUCAUGUUGGAGACUUAGGAAACAUGCUGCAGUCAGCCCAGGGGGUUGCUUCCACACAGUUUAGAGAUGAGGUCAUUUCCCUUCAGGGCCAGGGCAGUAUUCUCGGCCGAUCAUUAGUGGUUAAGUUGGAGCGGGAUGAUGAAGGAACUGGAACUAACUCUGCCAGUCUACAGAACGGUAACGCACGCACCCCUAUUGCCUGCUGUACCAUUGGGCGCGCCAGCCCAGCAAACUGGAGAACUCCCUACUCAGAGGACGAUCUAAUGGUCAUGUCGGGGGGAGCCUGGUCACCUAGCUCAAGCUCUAGCUCAGGUUCAAGUCUCCAGGGAACGCAGACUGGUGUGAACUCACAGGGAACACAGACAGGACUCAACACACAGGGGGCAAGUCCAGGGGGUGGAAAUAGCUUCAACAGUCAGGGAGCUUCCUCCAACACUCAGGGGUCACAGACAGGAUUCAAUACUCAGGGGUCCAGUCUAGGGGGUGGGAAUAGCUUUAACACAGGCGGGUCAGCGUUUUCAAAUAAUUUUGGAGGCGGAUCUAACUCAGGACAAUCAUCUUUUGGUUUCUUAGGAAACCAGGGCAAAUAAAUAAACAUUUGUUAAUUAUGUGAAUGAAUGUGGUGUAAAUGUUUUUGAGCGCUUUACUAUUUAUAUGAGUUUUUAUACAAUAAAAUUUGUAAAAUAUUCA
Molecule: messenger RNA, 1674 nt
Organism: Saccostrea echinata
Lineage: Eukaryota; Metazoa; Mollusca; Bivalvia; Ostreida; Ostreidae
Exons: 6
Coding region: 18-1574 (518 amino acids)
Biological process (GO): removal of superoxide radicals
Molecular function (GO): superoxide dismutase activity; copper ion binding
Source: RefSeq, a predicted model, not a curated record